Molecule: messenger RNA, 948 nt
Organism: Parathielavia appendiculata
Lineage: Eukaryota; Fungi; Ascomycota; Sordariomycetes; Sordariales; Chaetomiaceae
Exons: 1
Coding region: 1-948 (315 amino acids)
Source: RefSeq, a predicted model, not a curated record
AUGUCGUUGGUCGUGCCCGGAUGGUGCUGCAUGGUCACGGGCCAGUCAGUCGUCCUGUACUCGCGCCUGCACAUCGUCAUGCGCAACCCGUCGCGCCUGCGGCUGGUGCUCAUCAUGAUCAUCACCAACGCCAUCAUCGGCCACGUCCCUACGGGCGUCUUCGCCUACGGCGCCAACUCGCCCAACCCAGAGCCCUUCAUCAUCCCCUACUCCAUCUACGAACGGAUCCAGGUGACGCUCUUCUUCCUGCAGGAGAUCAUCAUCUCGGCGCUGUACAUCCACGAAACGAUCGGGCUCAUGCGCGUCCGCCGACGCGCCAACAUGGACAGCGGCCGCCGGGGAGCCGGCAAGCGGGGCUUGCUCAUGGCGCACCUCGUCGUCGUCAACAUCCUCAUCGUUGUCCUGGAUAUCACCAUCCUCGGGCUCGAGUACGCUGGCCUGUACGCCGUCCAGACGGCCUACAAGGGCUUCGUCUACAGCGUCAAGCUCAAGCUUGAGUUCAGCAUCCUCAACCGCCUCGUCGAGAUGACCCAGGGCGGGUCGUCGUCUGGCCACGAGAGCUCGUACGCCCGCACGGCAGCCGACAUGAGUGGCGUGCAGAUGGAGAAGCUGGACGGGGAUAAGGAGAGGAAAAACAAGAAUAGGAGGUCGAUAGCGACGGCCGACGUCAACAACUUGGGGAAUAAUGUCUUUGUGGGCGUGGGCGCCGGCGGCCCCGCGGCAGUCACGGAGGAGGGCAAGCACAACGGCGCGUUGGUGGUCAUGACGACCGAAGUCACCAUCCAGCGGGAUAGGCUUUAUUUGGAGUCGGACAUCGAGGCCGAUCGGGAGAGCCUCGGGGGCAGGUCCGGCGUCACGGUGGACUCGACCGUCGAGGGUGAGUUGGGGCAGACGCGGACACCGUCACACUCGUCUCAGCGGCACAUUGUCGACGCGCGGUACUCGUGA